Molecule: messenger RNA, 1271 nt
Organism: Abrus precatorius (Indian licorice)
Lineage: Eukaryota; Viridiplantae; Streptophyta; Magnoliopsida; Fabales; Fabaceae
Product: UNC93-like protein 1
Exons: 3
Coding region: 96-1271 (391 amino acids)
Source: RefSeq, a predicted model, not a curated record
CUUUCUCAAACAGGCAAAAACAAUCACAUAAACACACACAAAGCCAUUACCCAAAUCUCAAAUAGCAACACCACCAAAUUCAGUUCCUUUUUGCAAUGGUUUCCAAUGGGGAUGAAGAAUCAAGUGCCCAUAUACCUGAAAACACAAAAAAUUCAUCCUUUUUCAGGUACAAUUCACCACUUGUUCAAGUUAUCCUCAUUGGCUUUGUCUGUUUUUGCUGCCCUGGCAUGUUGAAUGCCCUCUCAGGAAUGGGUGGUGGGGGCCAAUUGGAUCACACUGCUUCCAACAACUCCCUCACUGCACUCUACACCAUUUUUGCCAUAUUUGGGAUCCUUGGUGGUGGCAUCUACAACGUCCUAGGACCCCAUUUCACACUUUUCGCAGGUUGUUCCACCUUUGUCCUCUACACAAGUUCCUUCCUCUACUACAACCAUUACCACCACCAAGCCUUUGCAAUUGUGACUGGUGCUCUUCUUGGUGUAGGAGCAGGAUUACUUUGGGCUGCACAAGGUGCAAUCAUGACAUGUUACCCUCCAUCCAAUAGAAAAGCUAGCAAGGUUGUUCGUGAUGAUGGUAGUAAAUGCACCAACAUUUUGUACUCAAAUGUGUCCACUGAGUGCUUGGAGAUUCUUAAGUUGUUCUUCAAUUGGAAAAUGCUUCUUUUGGUUCCUGCUGCUUGGUCUAGCAAUUUCUUCUACCCUUAUCAAUUCAAUAAUGUCAAUGGGGUGCUUUUCAACUUGAGAACCCGGGGAUUGAAUAGUGUGUGCUAUUGGGGUGCUCAGAUGCUUGGCUCGGUUGGGAUUGGAUACAUAAUGGAUUUUAGUUUUAAAAGUAGAAGGGUGAGAGGGUUGGUGGGAAUUGGAGUGGUUGCUAUUAUUGGGUCUGUAAUUUGGGGUGGUGCACUUGCUAAUCAGCUUAGUUAUUCCUCAAAUGAUUUGCCUGAGAAGUUGGAUUUUAAGUAUUCAGGGUCUCAUUUUGCUGGACCCUUUGUCUUGUACUUCUGUUUUGGGUUGCUAGAUGCCAUCUUCCAAAGCAUGGUCUACUGGGUUAUUGGAGCCUUGGCUGAUGACUCUGAGAUUCUUAGCAGGUACACUGGGUUCUAUAAAGGAAUACAAAGUGCAGGAGCUGCAGUUGCUUGGCAAGUUGAUGAACACAAGGUGUCUUUCAUGUCCCAGUUGAUUGUGAAUUGGGUGCUCACUUCAAUUAGCUAUCCAUUACUGUUUGUUUUGGUCAUAUUGGCUGUGAAAGAGGAUAUUAAUAGUGUUACUUAA